UGAAGACAGAAGAACAUUAGUGGAACAUAAUGUGGGUGUGUACAGCAAGCACGAUGUGGGCGGGGCCUGCGUUACCCAGACGCCCGUACGUCGUGACGUAUGACGUAGCCAUAGCCGACAGCUGCUCGGGAUUCGGGUCGCUGACUGGAUGACGUUUGAGAUUUUGUGGAGAAAAAUCAUAAUGACUUUAACUCAAAUGGCUUUCUUUUGGAAAAAGAGUUCGUCGAUGUCAUUAAUUCAUCAGGAAUAGGAGCAGAUAUUGUCGUUUUACACACCGUUUAUCUCUUUACAGCUGAGCCUGAUUUCCCAGGUGGCUUUGCUGCACGGCGUUAAAGGAGCAGAAUGAGCGGGGCGGCACUGGGCAUCGAGAUAGUGGUGGUGUUUUUUCUGGCUCUUUUCCUCCUGCAUCGGUAUGGAGACUUUAAGAAGCAGCAGCGCAUGGUUCUGUUUAGCACGCUGCUUGCCUGGUACCUGUGCUUCCUCAUCGUCUUCAUCCUCCCUCUGGACGUCAGCACGACAAUUUAUAGACAGUGUGUGAGCAGCCACCAGGCUCCUACUCCAGGACCUCAGAUCUCCAACCAGACGACAGGGAAUGCAACCGUGGCACCCACGAUUAGCAUUGCAACAGUGUGUCACAAGCCAUGGAGCUACAUCCCUGAAGGGAUCAUGCCUGUCUUCUGGAGGGUUGUGUACUGGACCUCACAAUGUCUUACAUGGCUUCUUCUGCCCUUUAUGCAGUCGUACGCCCGCUCAGGAGGCUUCUCCAUCACGGGAAAGAUAAAGACCGCGCUCAUCGAGAACGCCAUCUACUACGGAACCUACCUGUUUAUAUUUGGCUCCCUGCUCAUCUACGUAGCUGUACAUCCUCAGUGGAGUCUGUCCUGGUACGAGCUGCAGACGAUCGGCAUCACAGCAGCCAACACUUGGGGUCUCUUCCUGUUGGUGCUGCUGAUGGGCUACGGUCUGGUGGAAAUCCCACGCUCUUACUGGGAAGCGUCUAAACGAGGACAUCUGCUCAUCAAGACUUAUUUCAAAGCAGCUAAACUGAUGACAGAGAAAGCAGACGCAGAGGAGAACCUGGAGGAUGUCAUGGAGGAGGUGAGGAAAGUGAAUGAGUCUAUAAAAUAUAACCACCCCUUCAGGAAGUAUGUUGAUACCAUCCUUAGAAAGUGUCCUGUUGAAUAUCAGGAGAAGAUGGGCAAGAAUAUGGAUGACUAUGAAGAUUUUGAUGAUAAACAGAACACGUAUCCCAGUGAAAGGAGUUUGGUCAAGCUUCACAAGCAGGUGAUUUAUGCUGUGCAGAGACACAAUCGUACACAGGUACAGUGGCAGAUUCUUCUCGAUCAAGCCUUUCACCUGGAAGACGUGGCGAAAAACGAGACCAGCUCAUCUCACCAGUUCGUCCACAGCUUUGCACCAACCGAACCUACAAGUUGGUUUACCCGCUACGUCUUCACACCAACUGCAGAGUGGUAUUGGGAAUGUUUCCUGAAGCAGUGGUUUUAUCGUGUGUUGGCUGUGGUCUUGUCCCUCUUCUCCGUGGCUGUGGUCUGGUCUGAGUGCACCUUCUUCAGCACUCGGCCUGUCCUCUCUCUCUUCGCUGUGUUUAUCCAGCUCGCAGAACGAGAUUACAACUACCUGUACAUCGAGAUGGCAUGUUUCAUCACAAUUUUCUUCCUGUGCACUUGCGUGUACUCCACUGUGUUUCGAAUCCGUGUUUUCAACUACUACUACCUGGCCUCACACCACCAGACAGACGCCUACAGCCUGCAGUUCAGUGGCAUGCUUUUUUGCCGUUUGACUCCUCCCCUUUGCCUGAACUUCCUCGGCCUGAUCCACAUGGAUUCUGCUAUCUCUCACCAAGCAAAAGAGCAGACAGCCUACACUUCAAUCAUGGGGUCAAUGCGUGUCCUGUCCUUUAUCGCCAACGGAUUUUACAUCUACUAUCCCAUGCUGAUAGUCAUCCUCUGCAUUGCAACUUACUUCAGCCUUGGUACCCGCUGUCUGAACCUCCUGGGCUUCCAGCAGUUUAUGGGAGAAAAUGAGAUGACCUCUGACCUUAUCGACGAGGGCAGGGAGUUACUGCGCAGAGAGAGAAGAAAACGGCAAAGGAUAGAGGACGGGGAGAACAGAAGGAGAGAGUGGCGUGAGCGCUACAGCCAUCAGAGAGAAGAAACAGGAGCAAGAAACAGGGCCCCUGCCUCGGAAAUGAAGGAAACCAGUUACGCUGACACACUCAACUCCAGCUCAAACAAACAGGUUAAAUACUCACGCGGCGGAGGCACUCGCUCUGAAAGAGACCGCAUAGAGCUCCUGCAGGACGCAGAGCCUCUGGACUUCAACGCAGAAACAGUCACUGACAACCCACUAGAGACCAACAGGCAUGCUGGAGGACGGUAUCUCUCCAUGUCCUCCUCACAGAGCAGAAUCUUUGAUGAUGUGUGAAGACCUUCUGACAGGAGAAGAGCAGAAAGGAAGCUGGAGUUAUCUUCUGCUCAUUCUGUCAUGGCGUAAGGAGACAUCGGCCUUUAUAUCCUUCAUGAAUGUAGAAUGUUACAUUAUGCUGAAAAUGCACAACAGUAAUGGAUCCUCAUGUUAUAUCCUUGAAUGGAGAGCAUGUAUCUACUAAAAACCCAGUUCCAGUUCUGUUUCUAUGCUCCUCCUCAACUUCCUGUCUCUUUGGGUGAAUGUUAAUGGACCCUUCUAUUACUUAUUAUUAUUAUUAUUAUUCUUAAGGAGAAGGAACUUACCCAGAAGGCAUUGCGAUCUGACCUUUUCAGACUAGCAAAAAUCAGCAGAACAAGGUGUUUAUAUAUUUAAGUAAACAGGAACAAUGAAAUAUUUCAGAUUUCACGUUUGCUUAUUGCUUCACAUUGGGAUUUAUGUUUCUCGCUAGCUUGUUACCUAGUUGGCUUUGUAUAUAAUUCAAAGAACUUUGUGCAAAUAGCCACAGAAAUCAGUGCUCAUUGUUUUGGCUACCAAAGGCAGAUCCAGAUUUUCACAUUGGCAAAACAUCAAAGGUCUACUGUGUAUAUAUAAAUAUAUAAAUAUUGGUGCAAAAUGAAUGGCUGUGUAGUGGCAUUACUGUCUUUGUGCUCAUAGUUGCUUCAUAGUUUCUGAAUCUAAACAGAUUUGGUUAAAAUACCUACAACACAGGCUCCAGAAAAAAAGAUCACAAGUUUGAAUACCAAUGAUGCCUCAGCCAUCAAUGUGGAAGAGAAGGUAGCACUUUCCUUUAAGGGGUCAGAGUCUCAUGGUUGGCUUUGUUGGUCUCAGAGGAAGCAUGUGCUAGCCUUGAGCCUUCCGGGUGCUGGAUGUUGUGGUUGUUAUGAAUGUACAGAUGACCAGAGUGCAGACAAAAUGAGGACUACAGUGUUGAUUUAAUCAUCAUGAGCUACAUAUGAUUGAUGAACCUCUUCGUGAAGGGAUUUGUAGUAUCAAAAAAGCAGCAUGGAUAUUUCUUCUCUUUACAUACAAAGACGCUUUUUUUCAGCUGGACAAUAACUGUAGAAACCUGAAUGACCUGAGUAUUACACAUCAUCACAGACAUGAUGCAGUUAAUACCGAAAUGUCAAAUUUAUUUCGACUGCUUUUACUUACUUUUACGUAGACGUGCUGUGGAAUUUUAUUCCUGGCUUUUACGCAAACUCAGCACUUCAUGCUUGGAAAAAUGUCGCCUGGUUGUAGCUAAAAACCACCUCAAGCUUGAGCAUUGUGAGAUGCUUUUAUGCUCAGCGUGCUUGUAAAGAGCGCUUAUUUAUGCUACUAUAAUCUUCCUGCCAGCUCCAGUGUCAGAGUCUGGCCAUUCUCCUGUGAGCUCUCUCAACCGCAACACAUUUCCACAUUCACAGUACUACAGCUUGGAUGUUUCUGAAAAGCUCAAAGCAGCUGUCUGGCACUAACAACUAUACCACAGUCAGUGACAUCGCAUUUAUCUCCAUUCUAGCUCUUGACCUGUAUCUGCAUGACGUUCUACAUUGUACUGCUGUCGCAUGACGGUUUAACAGAUGUUCCUAGUGCCGUGGCUGAGAAGCGGAUAAUGACCAUGAUAAGCUCACUGUAUUUAACCCCUUUAGGUUUCCAUGACUUUAUUUAGGUGAAUUCAACAGUCUCACAUCAUAGAUGAUUUGUAAUUAGUUACAGAUGUAUAUUUUGACAUAUUAUUAAAAAAAUAAUAAUAUAUACAGUGUUUUUAAGUGCUUAGGUCAGCGGUGUCCAAUCUUAUCCACAAAGAACUGGUGUGGGUGCAGGUUUUCAUUCCAACCAAGCAGAAUCCACACCUGAGUCCACUUGUUUAAUCAGCUGUUCUUGGCUUUUAGUAGACACUGGUGUGGCUUCUGCUUGGUUGGAAUGAAAACCUGCACCCACACCGGCUCUUUCCAGAUAAGACUGGACAGCACUGGCUUAGGUGAACAAUGAAGGGUAGCCUAAGUUAGGGAUGUGGUAGCCUAGUGGUCAAGGUGUUGGGCCACCAAUUGGAAGGUUGUGAGUUCGAAUCCCAGGUCCACCAAGCUGCCACUGCUGGGCCUCUAAACAAAACCCUUAACGCUCAGUUGUAUAAAAUGAAAUGUAAGUCUCUCUGGUUAAGUCUGCUAAAUUCUGGAAAAGUAAAUAAACUGGAAUAAAGUUUUGAGUCGUCUCCCAUGAACAGAGGUUUAGAAUAGACAUCAUGUGGAGGAAAUUUAUGUUUAAGGAACUACAAGAAACUGUAGAUAGUGAAAUAUGUUUUAAUUUAAUAUUCUGUCCAUUUAAAAGGUUUCCAGUCUACAUAUGAAAGCACACCUGCACAUGCAAAAAUUAAACCUAAUAUUUAUUCUCUUUAAAUGCCGUGCUCAGUAAAUACGAGUGUAUUUAUUUUUGUGCACCGUGCAGAUGGCUUGUGGCCGGAGCGAAACUCCCAAAUUAACUUUGCCAGGUGCAGAGUUUAAAGUAGAACCACACACUCACCAGUAUAUAUAUUAUAUUAGGUUUCUGUUAUCAGUCUCAAUGGGAAAGACAUGUUGUUUAAUGACUUUAAUUUUUAAUGUCAGUGUUUGUUGUUUGUCCCAGUUUUUUUUGUAAUAUGAUUAUGAUGGUAUAUUGCUUGUUUGAACAGAACAGUGAAUAAGUGACCUUAUUUUAUGAAGAAGGAGAAAAGGAAGCAUUAUUUCACCUGCCAUUCAUUACUGCACUGCCAUCCUGAAUGCAAGAGAAAUUCAGACUACUGUGGCUUUUUUUGAUAAUACAUGAAGCAUAAUAAUUAAUGAUCAUUAGCUUCAUUUUCAGUCUGCAUUUUUAUUGUUUUAUUUUUUCCUCACUCUGAGGCUUAAUCGAUUAAUGACAGUCAGCAUGUGGUUAGGGAAGAUUAUAAAGUCAUGCACAAGCAUGAAUAUUACCUCAAUUUUUUCAAUUACCUUCAAUGUAAAUCGUCAUCUUUACUGUUGAUGUUUCAGUGAGGACUCUGGGCAAAUUUUUUCUUUUAAAUCUCAAUGUAUAUGUAAAAUUAAAUAUAAAUCACUGCAUUCACAUUUACUGGAUAUUUUUCCUCGUUUCACUCCUUAAAGGAAUAGUUUAGUGAAAAUACACAUUCAGGCAACUUUUCAGAUUAGAUCAGUUUUAGACCUUCUGAGUGUUGCACUAGAUUUGAAAACCCCAAAGCCAAUGUUUUGGCUAACAAGUAAUAGAAGACUCUCACCCAUAACGUUUGUGUCAAACCACCAGCAGUCUUCAGCGAUGUGGGUUAGGACACAGUGGCACUGUAACCCAGUGCUCACACUAUCGAGUGACACGUGAUUUGUGUGUGCAACUGUACAACAAAUAGCAUUUUAACUGAGAUAUUUUACCUUAAAUCAACAACUCCUCAAAACAAAAUUCCUCAAACUAAUCCUAUAGUAUGAUCCAUUUCUAUUCCCCACUCACACCUUCAGUUCUUACCUGCAGUUAAUUCCUAUAUAUAAUGACACCCAUAAAGAGCUGAAAAAUAGAAUCACUUUUUCAUCUCAUAUAUGAACCUUCAUUAAACGUGUAAAGAGAUAUCACGAAUGUACGUCUUCUACAAAGAAAUCAUUUCUCCUUUUUUACUGUUUUGAUGUCAACAACCAAGACAACAACCACCACCAAAUUUUCACUUUCUAUUGUGAACAUAGGGUUACUGUUAUUGAGUCAUCAAAUAAUACAAUUUAUAAUGCAAAAAAAUUUGGGGCAUUUUGGUGUCUUUUGCCCUCCAGGUCCCUGCUUCCCAAACAAUGAGAGCAGAAUUUACCAAAAACUAGAAGUUAUACAGAUCCAGUUCCUCAAAAUCAUAUUUAAAACCUACUAAAUCAUUCACACGUUAUUGUUUGAAAUAGUUUUUUUCAUUAAACUGCUCCUUUAACUCUGUGAAUACAGUGGUUCGGUGUAUAUUUAUGAAAAUGUUUCUGGAUUUUUUUUAUUUAUUUAUUUAUAGAAUCAAUAAGGCAAUGAUCAUGUCAGUGACUGAUUUAAGUGCGCAAUGUGAAUUGAAGUCCAAACGUCCUGAUGCUGGAUAAUUGUGAUUUGUUACCUGAUGUUGGUCCUCAGUUUUUUCACUAGCAGGACACACCUUAGAAACACUAACUGUAAUAGACUCCAUUGACUCUAUUGAAAUUGCCAAUAAAAGCUCAAAUAAAAUCUUACAACUGUA
Tachysurus vachellii is the source of this 6640-nucleotide messenger RNA. It is a transcript of the gene lmbrd2b, whose product is annotated as LMBR1 domain containing 2b. Gene Ontology annotation, biological process: adrenergic receptor signaling pathway. The record is from RefSeq and is a predicted model, not a curated record. The transcript is spliced from 18 exons. Bases 343 to 2445 code for a protein of 700 amino acids. Gene Ontology annotation, cellular component: membrane. Lineage: Eukaryota; Metazoa; Chordata; Actinopteri; Siluriformes; Bagridae.